Messenger RNA from Homalodisca vitripennis (glassy-winged sharpshooter), 605 nucleotides. RefSeq lists its product as uncharacterized. The coding region runs from base 42 to 473 and encodes 143 amino acids. The transcript has 2 exons. NCBI's taxonomy places the organism in Eukaryota, Metazoa, Arthropoda, Insecta, Hemiptera, Cicadellidae. The record is from RefSeq and is a predicted model, not a curated record.
UUUAUAAAGGUCAGCCAAAAAAUGAGAAGGACAUCUACUUAAUGGGACUUAUUGAUAGAGUAGAGGUAGCAAGGCAUAGGCCAGUGUCCGGAAGCUCCAAACAAAACACUUCAUCUUAUAAAUACUUUGCAAUGAAGGACAAUACUCGUGUUCCUGUUUGUCGCAAAGCGUUUAUUAAUUUGCACGCUAUUACAAGUAAGGCCCUAUAUAGAUUGACUAAAUUGAAAGAAGCAAAUAACACCCCAGAAGAUCGAAGGGGAAAACAUGACAAAAGAGUGAACGCCAAAUCUGCAGAAAUAACUGGUCUUAUUCAUAGCCACAUAACCUCAUUUCCUACCAAGAUCUCCCACUACACUACAACUCCACAAACGUACUUAGAUGCUCAUUUGACAGUUUCAAAAAUGCACGACCUUUUUAUAAACAAAUAUCCACAUUUGUGUGGUGAGGUUAAGUAUGAGUUAAAAACUAGAUGACAUCUCAAAAGUGACACACUACAUUCCUGAACAGUACCGUGGAUUCUAUGAAGAGCGAUUAGCCUGGCCUACAGGCAACAACUCCGACAAUGAAGAAGACUAAAAGAAACGUUCAUGGACCUAAUCCUUUAU